Molecule: messenger RNA, 3500 nt
Organism: Alligator mississippiensis (American alligator)
Lineage: Eukaryota; Metazoa; Chordata; Crocodylia; Alligatoridae
Product: tripartite motif-containing protein 10
Exons: 8
Coding region: 322-1836 (504 amino acids)
Molecular function (GO): zinc ion binding; protein binding
Source: RefSeq, a predicted model, not a curated record
UCCCUCUUGUAUCCUUUCCCCUCGGCGUGUGCCAUGGCCUCACAGUGACAAAAUGAAAUCUCCAGGGAGAAUCAACUUGUGGUUUUGUCUGGAAAUCUUCAAAGAUCCCAGUGGGUCUAGGCCAGAAGCCCUCUGGGAUACAAACAUCUCGUGCCCUCACUGCAGACAGGGCUUUGCCCAGAAGACCAUCAGACUGAAGAGGAAAUUGUGGAAGUUGUAGAAAAAGCUGAGCAGCCAAGUGUGCUGGGAGUCUAAGAAGAGGAGUCUAAGAAGAGGAGCAGACAGGAGUGACCGGAAGUGCCCUGAGAACAGUGCUUGGCCAUGGCCACAGCAAGACCAGGGCAGGGCAUCCAAGAGGAAAUCAAGUGUCCCAUCUGCCUGGAGCAUCUGACCAACCCAGUGACACUAGAGUGUGGGCACAACUUCUGCCAAGCGUGUAUCAAUGACUACUGUGAGACGUGGGAACAACAUGGACCUUUGGAGUGUCCUGUCUGCAGAGCCAGGUUCCAGAAAGGGAAUCUCCAUCCAAACUGGCAGCUGGGAAAUCUAGUAGACGGCAUUAAACAAUUGCAGUUAGUUCCUGGAGUUGUAGAUCUGUGUGUGAAACACAAGAAGGAGCUCAACUUGUUCUGUUGGGAGGAUGGGGCGGCCGUGUGUGUGGUUUGUGAGAGAUCUCCAGAGCACAGGUCUCACUCAGUGCUGCUCAUUGAAGAGGCUGCCCAGAAAUACAAGGAGCAAAUCCAGCCUGAACUGGAGAGUCUAAGGAAAGAGAGAAAAAGGCUUGAAGCCCAGAGAGUGAGUGAGAGUCAGAAACAUCAGGAAUAUCAGGAAAAGACAAAGGCUGCAAGGCAGAAGAUUGUGUCUGAAUCACAGCGACUGCACCAGUUCAUCGAGGAGCAGAAACAACUCCAGCUGGCCCAGCUGGCAGAGCUGGAGAGGGAGAUUGAGGUGAUUCAGGAGGAAACUGUCACCAAACUGUCUCAGGAGAUCUCCCAUCUGGACAGCCUGAUCAGGGAGAUGGAGGACAAGUGCCAGCAGCCACCAGUGGACCUCCUGCAGGACAUCAGAAGCACGUUGAGCAGGUGCAAGAAGGGGCAGUUCCAGCUACCAGCAGGGAUUUCCCCUGAGCUGCAAACAAGACUCAAGAGCUUCAAUGGACUAAACCUAAGGGAGAUGAUUAGCCUAUUUCAAGACACUCUGCAGUCUUAUCUGAAGGAGGGCUCAUACCCGAAAGUGACGGUGACUCUGGAUCCAGACACGGCUCAUCCCCAUCUUUUCCUUUCUGAUGAUGGGAGAAGUGUGAGAUGUACAAUCAUGAGGCAGCGUCUGCCUGACAAUCCUGACAGAUUUUAUACAUACUCCUAUGUACUGGGCCGUCAGGGAUUCACCAUGGGGAGACACUGCUGGGAGGUGGAGGUGGAGGUGGGGGAAGAGGCGUUCUGGGCUGUGGGGGUCGCCAGAGAGUCCGUGAAGAGGAAGAGACUCAUCCACUUGAGCCCAGAGUGGGGGAUCUGGGCUGUGCAGUGCUCACGUAGUCAGGUCCAGGCUCUCACUUGCCCUAAGCCCACUGCACUGUCCCUGUGCCGGGUCCCCAGCAGGAUCCGUGUGUGUCUGGACUGUGCAGCGGGGCGAGUGUCAUUUCUCGAUGCUGACAUCGAGGCCCCAAUCUUCACCUUCCCGCCGGCCUCAUUCUCUGGGGACAGAAUCCAUCCCUGGUUCUGGCUGAGGAACAAUGGAGCUGAGCUCAGGCUGUGCCCCGGAAAUGGGGGGUGGGCAGGGGCAUGUCCCAUGGGGAAUGAUGCACUCCAGCCUCCUACUCUCUGCCUCAACACUUGAAGGAGACUGUCCCAACAGGGACACCAUACUGAUAUUUCAGUACUAUCCCCAUACUUGUAGUUUAAUUAUUAUCCCCAGCAAAGGGAUGCAAGGUUCAAAAAGCAGUUUGGGAGCCUGGGAAAAUUCCAGCCCAGGGAUCGGCUGGGUGGCUCCCCUUAAAACUAGUACAUCUUCCUGUCCCCAGGGUGCAGAGAGAGAUGCAUGUGCUGUUGAGAAGGCCUGGGAAAAGUCUUCAGCAUGUUUGCACCCUGCGGUUGCCUGCUGGAUGCCUCGUGGGUGGGUCAGAGGCCAGCAGAGCAUCUUAAGGGUCAAGCAAAAGAGAGCAGAUGCCUAGGAUGAGCAAGUGAAGUUAAUGUGUGAGCUGAACAAAUUCCUUAGGGUAGGGACACAGCCCUGGGAACCCCCUAGACAGCAAGAAGGUGAUUCCCUUCUGGGUUUGGAGACUUGGGAGUUGGUAACAGUAUGAUAAACCCCCUGUGUGAGUGGAUGGGGAAAGGACUGUGGCUGGACUGGGCGGCUUGGCACAAAGAGAUGCCAGCUAGGGAAAGUCCCCAGGAUGCCCGUGUGGGUUGAGACCCAGGAAGGCAGGACCUGAGGGGAGCCUCAGUGUGCCUGAGUGCCUUAAGGGAAAGUGAGUCCAGAGGUGCUGUCUGGUCUGCUGGGCGCAGCUUGCUCUCCCUCUGUGGGCGCGUCCACACAUGCAAGCAUGUGCACUUGCAGCAGAUCAAAUAGAAGCGGUGCAAAAUUUGAGCCAGGGCUUUUUGCUUCAGCAAAUGUGCUCACACAUGCACUUUGUUGUGGAGCAAACCGUGCCACUUGGGGCAAAAUAACCCUGCCUGAUUCUUCCUGGAUCUUCAGUCAGGGGGAGCUAGUGCCUGGGGCCAGCACCUGUGCUGUCCCCAGCAGCAUAAAAAGCUGCCCUGUCCUGGCCCCAGCAGUAUAAAAAGCUGCCCUGGCAAGUAACUCAGAGCUACUAGCUCUCAGGAGCUUCAGGGGCCCAGCCAAUUGGUACCUGGGGACACUACCCCUUGUGCCAGCUGGACGCUGCAGCAGCCCUGAGAGUUCCCUGCACCCUCUCCCCGCUGCAGCAGGCUGGCAGUGGGGGCUGCUGCCUGGCUGUGACCUGCUGCGCACCUGCCAGACUCGGAUGGGGACUGCACAGCCAGUAGAGGCAUCUGCCCCUGUGGGCCAGCUGCCAGCGGGCUGUGGCUGCAGAGUUGGCCUUUGUGCGGCACUACUGCCAUUUGUGCCCCCUGCCCCGCCAUCUGGGCAGCUAUCGCCUGGAAGAUAUUCUGGGUGUGGUGGCCUGCUUUGAACUGUCAAAGCAUGUCCUCCUGGCCCCAUUUGACCAGGAGGGCAGCCGCAGCCAGCUGGGUCCAAGGUGUCAGUGCUGAGCAGGCGAAGUCCUACCACUGGCUUCCCCUAGCAGGAAGUCUGGUGUUCCCUAUUGGAAAACUGAAAAUUCCCUGAUAAAAAAAAUCCCAAAGUCACUCUGUAAAAUACCCCCAAAUCCACGUUCCUCCACAAGUAAAACAAAAGACCACUAUAAAGAGAGAGAGAGAGAGCAAGACAGAGACAGUGAUCAGUUGGGCAAUGUUUUAUUGAUAUAUCUACAGUGGUAAAACAAGUCUCUUAUCACAAUAAUAAAGUGAACUCUAAAUACA